AUGCAGGUCCCCCUGAUCCGCCUCCAGUGCGGCGUCAACUCGUACGAAUGGGGCAAAAAGGGUGACGAGUCGGCCGCCGCACGCUUCGCCGCCGCGACGCCCGUCGAAGGCUUGUCGAUCCAGCCGGACAAGCCGUACGCCGAGCUCUGGAUGGGCAGCCAUCCGUCCAACCCGAGCAGGGACCUCGUCACCGGCCGCUCCCUCGUCGACCUCUUCGCCGACAACAAGGCGCUCCUCUCCCAGUCCAUCUCGGCGAGGUACGGCGACAAGCUGCCCUUCCUCUUCAAGGUGCUCUCCAUCAACAAGGCGCUCUCCAUCCAGGCGCACCCGAACAAGAGGCUCGCCGAGCAGCUGCACGCCCGCGACGCCAAAAACUACCCCGACGACAACCACAAGCCCGAGAUGGCCAUCGCCAUCAGCCCCUUCGAGGGCCUCUGCGGCUUCCGGCCCCUCGACGAGAUUGGCCACUUCCUCAAGACGGUGCCGUCGCUGCAAAGGCUCGUCGGCGACGACAACGCCGAUCGGUUGCUGGCCGCCGUCGCCGGCGACGACAAGAAGGGCGCGCUCAAGGCGGCCUUUGGCGGCCUCAUGUCCUCGUCGGCCGCCGACGUCGGCCGCGAGAUGGCCGAGCUCGUCCGGCAGGCCGACGCCGAGGCCGACGGCUUCGCUGGUGGCGGCGUGGCCUCGACGUCGGGCGCCGUCCUCGCCGAGCUCGUCGGCCGGCUCCACGGCCAGUUCGGCGACGACAUCGGCCUCUUCGUCCUCUUCUUCCUCAACUUCGUCACCCUGCAGCCGGGCGAGGCCCUCUUCCUCGUCGCCGACGACAUCCACGCCUACCUCUCGGGCGACAUCAUCGAAUGCAUGGCGGCCUCGGACAACGUCGUCCGCGCCGGCCUGACGCCCAAGUUCAAGGACGUGGCGACGCUCGUCGACAUGCUGACCUACAACUGCGCGCCCAUCGACGAGCAGAAGAUGGCGCCGACCGAGUACCCGUACGCGACGCUCAACCGGACCGCCUACAGCUCGGGCUCCGCCGUCGUCCUCUACGACCCGCCCAUCGACGAGUUCGCCGUCGUCCGCACCCUGCUGCGCGCCGAGGGCGCCAAGGCCACCUUUGAGCCGCUCGACGGGCCGAGCAUCGUCAUCUGCACGGCCGGACGCGGCACCAUCUCCAUCGGCGCCACCAGCCACGACAUGGCCGAGGGCCACGUCUUCUUCGUCGGCUCCGUCGCCGAGCUCGUGCUCGAGUCGCGCGGCGGCGACGAGGAAGAUGCCGAGCGGCCCCCGGUGGGCCGCCUUGGCCGAGAGGGGAGAGGGGAGAGGGAAGACGAGCAGGGGCGUGCGGUGUUGACCGAUGCGACCACGCUCGCCUACAUGCCGUCGCCGCUGCGCAGUUUGCAUGCCGUCCUGGAGCUAGCUCCUGAUGCCCGGCGGCUACCCGCCUCGAUUGGCCGCACGCGAGAUGGUGUCCUGUACAUGCACGUCCAUCCGAGCAUGCGAGGCACGGAUGGCUGUCUGCCGGUUGGCCAUGACGACGAGGCACGAAAUCCAAGCUCAGCCAUAACGGGUCCGCCUACUCCGUACGCCGCGCUCGGUGCCAUCGUGCGAGCCCCAUGCCCUCGAGUUGCAAUCAUCAGCUUCGAAUUCAUUCGCCCUCGUGCGUGCCCCAUGUCCUCGAGUUGCAAUCAUCAGCUUCGAAUUCAUUCGCCCUCGUCCGACUCUCCAUUCCCUGCCGUGCCUGUUCGAGCCCGGCUUGCGCCUACGGUGACCUGGGAUGGCAACGACACGACUCUGCGACGGCAACGGCGGAGAAGAAACGUAGCCGUCGCACGAGCUCGGUUCCAUACCGGUACGGCUGCACGGAUACGCUGCGUCGAGCGCGGCGAAGGGAACGCUGGGAGAUGGCCAUAUCCGCCAAAGGCUUGCCGCGCGCCACGACCAUCAUGGAGCCUCACCGCCUGGAAUUCUGCCGCCGCGCGCCUACCCGCAGUUCUUGCAGCGCUCCAACCAGGCACUCCGUACGGAGUACAUGUAGGGGCAAAGUAUAAGUAUACUUUGCUACCAAGUACCGGCACCGUGACCCUACCCUCCGCGCUUGGCUCGCCGUCUGGACACCUACCUCGCUCGGCAACGAAGCAACCUCCACGGUCCAUCGAAGGGAGCCAUCGACGCCGACGACACCCUCCCGCGCCGGAACGACAAACAUGGGACACACCUCUCGUGAUUCUUAGCCAUUCGCUCUCCUCGUCGUCGCCUCGUCCGUCUCGUUUACCCGCCCGCCGCCCGCCCGCCGCGCCGUGGGGUCGUGCCUCUCGGACGCCCUGGACCGGCCAGAUUUUCGUUUCUCCUCCUCUCGCUCAUCACGACACCGGAGCACUCGCAUGCUUCCCCCUUCGCCAUAUACCCUUCUUGCGGGCGAAAAGGAAACUCGGGGGCAACGACGACAGCCUGGCUGACAAGAAGAAGCGGCGCAGUGAGCUCCGCAACCUCCGGGAGGAGCUGGGACCGUUUUUCCAACCGCCGGCGUCGUCGAAGCGAAGCGCCGCCACCGCCGCCGGUCUCGGCGUCGGGUCCGAAGGUAGCUUCAAGGGGAGCCGUGGCGGCGUCGACAGAGCCGGCAGCGGCAGCGGCAACGGCAACGGCAACGGCGGCGGCAGCGGCGGCGGCAGCGGCAUCGGCAGCGUCGUCAUGUCGCAGCGCAACCGGAGCGGUCGCGGGUCGAACCGCAACAACAGCAACAACGCGCACGGCGAGGAGGCGCAGAUAUGGGACGCGUGCAAGUCGCAGAUGGCCGACAUCGUCUCGGGCAUCAACGCCGAGAACGACUCGCUCGGCCGGCUCGUCGACAUGGACAAGGAGGUCGGCGGCCUCGACCCGGAGAAGAUCCCGACGAGCUCCCUCAAGCAGAUGGAGCAGCUGUGCCGCCAGGGCGUCAAGUUUUCCGACGCCAACAUCGGCGCGCUCAAGGCCAUGACGGAGCAGCUCAAGAUCCUCCGCGCCGUCGUCGUCGCCAAGGAGGAGAUGGACUCGCCCGCCGCCGUGCCGGGCAAGCGGACGGCCUCGACGCGAGCGUCUGGUGGUGCCGCCGCCGCCGCCGCCGCCGCAGCAGCAGCAGCCGCCGCCGUCGCCUCGGGGGGCGAGGGCGCGACCUCGGCGGCGGCGGCGGCGGCGGCCUCGUCCCUGUACGACUUUGACGCCGCCGGCGACUCGCCCGUGCCGAGCCCCAUCGGAGGCUCGUCGAAGCGCGGCGACCGGUCGAGCAACCGGGACCGCGACAGCAUGCCGCCCAAGGCCGACAGCGUCGAGCCGCCGGCGACGACGACGAGCGCCUCGGCCGUCGCCGCCGCCCUCGCCAAGAGCAAGGUGGCCUUUAGCAAGGGCGACGAGGUGGCCUUCAAGCCGCGGACGGCCAACGGCGACCAGUCGUCGGACUGGAUCCUCGGCGAGGUCGCCGUCGUCCUCGGCGAGGGCAAGUCGCGCCGCUACAAGGUGCUGGACAUUGAGCCCGACGACACGAGCAAGCAGCGCGAGUACCGAUCGAGCGCGAGCAGUAUGAUCGCCAUCACGCCCGAGGCCCAGGCCGGCUCGCUCAAGGACUGGGAGGCCGGCAAGGUCGUCCUCGCCCUCUACCCGAACACGACGACCUUUUACAAGGCCGAGGUCCACAGCAUGGACGGCGACGGGCGGGUGAACCUGAAGUUUGAGGGCGAGAACGACUCGACGACGCUGCAGCAGGUGGAGCGGCGCUUCGUCAUCGAGUACCGCCAGUGA
Messenger RNA from Drechmeria coniospora, 3771 nucleotides. RefSeq names its product putative phosphomannose isomerase. The record is from RefSeq and is a predicted model, not a curated record. NCBI's taxonomy places the organism in Eukaryota, Fungi, Ascomycota, Sordariomycetes, Hypocreales, Ophiocordycipitaceae. Gene Ontology annotation, molecular function: mannose-6-phosphate isomerase activity; zinc ion binding. Gene Ontology annotation, cellular component: cytosol. Gene Ontology annotation, biological process: carbohydrate metabolic process; GDP-mannose biosynthetic process. The transcript has 6 exons. The coding region runs from base 1 to 3771 and encodes 1256 amino acids.